Amborella trichopoda is the source of this 3319-nucleotide messenger RNA. RefSeq lists its product as uncharacterized. Lineage: Eukaryota; Viridiplantae; Streptophyta; Magnoliopsida; Amborellales; Amborellaceae. The record is from RefSeq and is a predicted model, not a curated record. Gene Ontology annotation, molecular function: protein binding. Gene Ontology annotation, cellular component: EMC complex. Gene Ontology annotation, biological process: protein folding in endoplasmic reticulum.
GAUUCUUUUUCAGAAGCCCUUCGGCCCAGAUUCUUUGUGCCCAGAACUCCAAUUGCUUUGGACCCUUGCGUCUCUCUCUCUAAACUCACGCUCUCUCUCUCUCUCUGAACUCAAGCACAUGCCAGAUCUGUAUCACCCUUGUAUCUGAGAUUUCGAAAGAGAAAUCCAUGGCUAAUAUCAUGGGUUUCUUCUUAGUUCUCCUCUCUCUGACCUUGUCCUUGUAUCCCAGUUGUGCCCUUUAUGAAGAUCAAGUUGGAAUCAUGGACUGGCAUCAACAGUAUAUAGGGAAGGUAAAUCAUGCGGUGUUCCAUACUCAAAAACAAGGAAGGAAGCGUGUUGUAGUUGCUACUGACGAGAAUAUCAUUGCUUCUCUCGAUCUACGUCGAGGCGACAUAUUUUGGAGGCACGUCCUUGGUGAUUCUGAUGCUGUAAAUGACAUUGAUAUUGCUCUUGGAAAAUAUGUUAUUACCCUUUCAUCCAGUGGCAGUAUUCUGAGAGCAUGGAAUCUCCCUGAUGGGCAGAUGAUGUGGGAGUCCUUCCUUCAAGGUUCAGGUCCCUCAAAGUCCUUGUUAUCUGUAUCGGCUAGCAUUCUUGUUUUCAGUGGAGGGUGUCUUCAUGCAAUUUCUGGCAUCGAUGGAGAUGUUCUUUGGAGAAGAGAACUUAGUGGUGAAAGCCUAGAGAUGCAUAAGAUUCGCCAGUCACCCAAUGGCGAGACCAUUUAUGCGGCAGGACUUGUUGGGUCCUCACAGUUGGCUUUAUAUGAAUUGAACCCCAAAAAUGGAGACAUAGUAAACCAUAAAAUGGCGCUAUUUUCAGGAGGCUUUUCAGGAGAGAUGUUGUUUCUCUCUGAUGGCACACUAGUUGCAUUGGAUGCCACAAGGUCUACUAUAGUCACAGCAAGCUUCAACAACGGAAACCUCGUUUUUCAUCAGAGACCUAUAAUAGAAAUUGUGCCUGAAUUUUCUGGUUCAGCCAGUCUUUUACCUUCAAGAUUCAAGGGUUCUGUUGCUAUCAAGACUGAUUCUCAUGUACUAUUGAUAUUGGUAAGAGAAAAUGGGAAGAAAAUGGAGACUCUAGAUAAGAUUGAAGGUCCAUCUGCCAUUAGUGAUGCUCUUCUGUUCUCUGAGGACCAACAGGCUUUUGGGGUGGUUAGGCACGAGCAAGACGUGCUUUCUCUCUCAAUUAAACUUGAUGGUGGUGGAAACAAUGAGUUGAUUACGGAUAAUAUCAAGGUUGACGGGCAAAGGGGGCGAGCAGAGAUGGUUUUUAUUAAUAAUUAUAUUCGAACUGACAGGUCUCAAGGGUUCAGGGCUCUGGUUGUUAUGGAAGAUUACUCAUUGAUGCUUCUACAACAGGGUAAUAUUGUUUGGUGUAGGGAAGAUGGUCUUGCAUCUAUUGUGGACACGACGAUUUCAGAGUUGCCUUUGGAGAAGGAAGGCGUAUCGGUCGCUAACGUGGAGCACAGCCUAUUCCAAUGGCUCAAGGGGCACUUUCUAAAACUCAAGGAGACCCUAAUGCUUGCAAGCGCAGAAGAUAUAGCUGUGAUUCAAGAAAUGAGGCUGAAGAAUUCGGAGAAAACCAAGAUGACACGUGACCAUAAUGGGUUCCGAAAGCUUCUCAUAGUACUCACAAGAGCUGGAAAGAUACUGGCACUUCACACUGGAGAUGGGCGCGUAGUCUGGUCUCUUCUAUCUCCUUCCUUCCGAAAAUCUGAAAAGUGCCAAAAUCCUACUGGGGUUAAAAUAUAUCAGUGGCAGGUUCCUCACCAUCAUGCUCUAGAUGAAAACCCGUCCGUUCUUGUGGUUGGUAGAUGUGGGCUGGGCUCACCCAAUUUCCUCUCUUUUGUUGAUUCUUACACUGGAAAGGAGCUUGAAUCCCUUAGGCUUACUCACCCUGUGACCCAAAUUGUUCCACUUCCCUUCACUGAUUCGUUGGAGCAAAGGCUUCACUUAUUUGUAGAUGGGGAAAAGAGAGCACAUUUGCAUCCAAGAUCAAGCGAGUCUCUUGGGGUUUUCCUUAGGGAACUCCCAAAUAUUUACUUGUAUUCAAUUGAUAGUGAGAGAGGGAUUAUAAGGGGAUAUGGUUUGAAGGGGAAGUGCAUAAGAGAAGAAGGGGAUGACUACUGCUUUGAGACCAGGGAAUUGUGGAAGGUUGUUUUCCCUUUGGAAUCUGAGAAGAUCUCGGCAGUUGCGACUAGAAAGUCAAAUGAGGUGGUUCAUACCCAAGCAAAGGUAUUGACAGACCAAGAUGUGAUAUUCAAAUAUAUCUCAAGAAAUGUGCUCUUUGUGGCUACCAUUGCGCCUAAAGCAACAGAUGGAAUAGGGUCUAUUACCCCUGAUGAAGCUUGGUUAGUUGCAUAUCUCAUUGACACAGUUACAGGGCGCAUAUUGCACCGUGUCACCCACCUUGGUGCCCAUGGUCCUAUUCAAGCUGUUUUUAGUGAGAACUGGGUCGUGUACCACUACUUCAACCUGAGAGCUCACAAAUAUGAGAUGUCAGUCAUCGAGAUCUAUGAUCAGUCCCGUGCGGAUAACAAGGACGUGUUGAAACUUGUACUGGGAAAACAUAACCUUACGACUCCUGUUUCUUCUUAUUCACGACCAGAGGUGAUGGUUAAAUCUCAGAGCUACUUCUUUACGCACUCAGUGAAAUCGAUGGCAGUCACCUCCACGGCAAAGGGCAUCACGUCAAAGCAGCUCCUUAUUGGCACCAUUGGGGAUCAGGUUUUGGCUCUUGAUAAGCGCUAUGUUGAUCCUCGUCGGACUAUUAAUCCCACACAAGCAGAGAAAGAGGAGGGGAUUAUACCCUUGACUGAUUCACUUCCAAUCAUACCCCAGUCUUAUGUGACACAUUCAGUCCGAGUGGAAGGGCUGCGAGGGAUCGAGACAUUCCCCGCGAAGCUAGAGUCCACCAGCCUGGUUUUCAUAUACGGUGUGGAUCUCUUCUAUACAAGAAUUGCGCCAUCCCGAACAUAUGAUUCGCUCACUGAAGAGUUCAGCUAUUCCCUUCUACUCAUAACCAUAGUUGCCUUGGUUGCUGCUAUUUUUAUAACAUGGCGCCUCUCUGAAAAAAAGGAACUCAGAGAUAAGUGGAGGUGAAACAGAAAGGAGCUCGAGGGAUAAAUACGGGUGAUUGAGUCUCUCUAACAAACUGAUUCCCAUUAGAGUCCAGGACAAUUUUCCACUUUCUUGUCCACUAGGAGGAUUCCUCCUAUAUUUACCUGUAUUUUUGCUUCCUUGUUUUUUUUUUUUUUGUUCAUCCAGUUGGCAAGCUCUUUUAUUUAAAGCUUUUAAUUACAUUGUAUUUUUUUUGUUUUUCA